AUGAAGUUUGAUCCUAAAAACGCUGCGUCGAUUCUCUUUGGAAUACAAUCAGCACCACCUAAGAGUUUCGUACAGAUACAUAACCUUCAUUGUCAGCUAGACAAAAAUCCUUGCAAUCGGAAGAUGACGAUUGAAGAUGUUACUCCGAUCCCAAGGAGGAGCUGUUCCUCCUCCAAUGAUGUCGCUGCUCCGUUAUUGCCGGAAACUGCGGGGGACGAAGUUGCUUACGAUGAAUUCAAUGGAGCUUCGUUCAGUGGCGCGGUUUUCAAUCUCGCGACAACUAUAAUCGGUGCUGGAAUCAUGGCUCUGCCUGCAACGAUGAAGAUCCUGGGACUUGUACUCGGAAUCUCUAUGAUUGUUGUUAUGGCUUUCUUGACCGAUGCAUCGAUUGAGUUCUUGCUUAGGUUUAGUAAAUAUAAGAAAAGCCGAUCAUAUGGUGGCUUAAUGGGUGACUCUUUUGGCAGCCCUGGAAAGAUUUUGCUUCAAGUCGCUGUUCUAGUCAACAACAUCGGUGUUUUGAUCGUCUACAUGAUCAUCAUUGGUGAUGUGUUGGCUGGAAAGACAGAAGAUGGAAUCCACCAUUAUGGUGUUCUUGAAGGUUGGUUCGGUCACCAUUGGUGGAACGGAAGAGCUGCUAUUCUUCUCAUUACAACUCUUGGCGUGUUUGCUCCAUUGGCUUGCUUCAAGCGAAUUGAUUCUUUGAAGUUUACGUCUGCUUUAUCAGUGGCUCUCGCGGUUGUGUUUCUCAUCAUCACAGCGGGAAUUUCUAUCAUGAAACUGAUCAGUGGUGGUGUGGCGAUGCCAAGAUUGCUACCAGAUGUUACCGACUUAACAUCAUUCUGGAAUCUCUUCACAGUUGUACCCGUUCUUGUCACUGCAUUCAUUUGCCAUUACAAUGUUCACAGCAUACAGAACGAGCUCGAAGACGCCUCUCAGAUAAGACCCGUUGUCCGAUCAGCUCUUGUGCUCUGCUCAUCUGUUUACAUAAUGACAAGCAUUUUCGGGUUCCUCUUGUUUGGUGACGAUACUCUUGAUGAUGUCCUUGCAAACUUCGACACCGACCUCGGAAUCCCUCUUGGCUCUGUCCUAAACGACGCGGUUCGAGUUAGCUACGCGCUUCAUCUGAUGCUCGUGUUCCCUAUUGUUUUCUACCCGUUGCGGAUUAACAUUGACGGGCUCUUGUUCCCUUCUGCUCGGUCGCUAACUACCUCAAACGUAAGGUUCGGUUGCCUCACUGUGGGUCUCAUCUCUGUAAUCUUCUUGGGUGCAAACUUCAUCCCGAGCAUUUGGGAUGCGUUCCAAUUCACUGGAGCAACUGCUGCUGUUUGUCUCGGCUUCAUUUUCCCAGCUUCCAUUAUCCUAAAGGAUCGUCAUAGCAAAGCGACGGGCAGGGACACGACCUUAGCCAUUUUCAUGAUUGUUCUUGCGGUAUUAUCCAAUGCAAUUGCCAUUUACAGUGAUGCUUAUGCGUUAUUCAAGAAGAGCGCACCUCGUGCGUGA
Molecule: messenger RNA, 1500 nt
Organism: Thlaspi arvense
Lineage: Eukaryota; Viridiplantae; Streptophyta; Magnoliopsida; Brassicales; Brassicaceae
Source: the annotation of a GenBank genome assembly